UGCGGUGGAGUCGCCGAGUGCGGCGGUGGUUACCGCUCUCCGGCUGGCGGUGGCGUCCGGCGUACAGUCUUUCCUCUUGUCCACUGCUGCUCCUGCUCACUCCUCCUGGAAUUUCGAGAGUGGAAAGCGCGCGCGAUUCCGCGCGGACACGUGGCACGCCACUCAACACAGAUCGCUGGCAUCGGUGUCAACUGGUCGCAUCUUCGAUGAAGACGUAUCCUUGCAUUCAGCUAAUCUGGGUGCUCUUGCUCUACUUCCUUUCAAGGACACACCCGAAGGAUACCAGCAGCAGUGUGCCGAUUAUCUUUGCGCACUGACAGAGAAAACAUUUGGAGUUGCCGUUCCACGUUUGCUUGAGCUUUGACAAAGUGAUCGGAAGGUGUGGCUGUUUGUAAACUGGUAGCAAACUUUGCCCAGUACAUGCUCUCCGAUGUGCUCGAUCUUUCUUUCUUUCUUGAAUAGGACAGCUCGCUAUAAAGACGAGUCUUGGCAGAUUCUGCUUUUACAGAUGCCGUUGGGAUAAGCUCCUUGGUGAGCAAUCUUUUCGUCAUGCGAUUCUAGGAGAUAAUCUUGAAACACCCUUAAGAUCGUGAAAGCGAGAGGCAAGUUGAGAAAGCUGUCGUCCUAUAGGUGACAUAGGACAGCAUGCAAUUACUAAAAGGUAAUUUACGUUUUCUGUUUCACUUUCUGAUCCGCAUUUUAGCUGAAUAAAUGGCAAGAGCGUCAAUUGGAGGGCGAUUGGUGAUACUUUGACGGUGCUAUUGUUAUGCUCGUUUCAAUGUUGUCCAGCUUUAAUUCUUCAAGGUCUGUCCCGAUGGCAUUCCUUGAGUACGAAAGCUACAUUAUGGAACCCAGGCAAACAUCUUUGUUGGCCUAGAUAUUGAUCACGUCAGACAGAACUCGUCCUAUUACAUCAUCCCUAUUAAUCUAUAGCAGUAAUAGCGUUCAAAGCGGUUUGACCAGUAAUACAGAAAAAGAACAAGGACACGGCACAACUUCCCACUUAUCUUAAAUUACACCAUUAGCUACUUGCUCCAAACGUCAUGUAGCGGUAUCUCCAAGAUUGCGAUGGACACAGCAGCAAGAAGUUCCCUUGUAAUGCUCACUAAUGAUUAUGAGGUUGUCUAGCUAGAAAGUUUAUGAACAAUGUUCGGUGUCCUUUGAUAAUGUCAAGAGCGCCUUCACAAGAUUCAGUACUGUUGUACGUUUCUGAUGACAUGGGAGAUGCGAUUCCAAAAACAUGCCUGAUGAUGAUGAAUUCGGAGAAUACGCUGAGGAUCCAGACAGGAUAAUGUGUCCGACGACUGCGUCAUGGGAAAACGCAACUGCGUGCACUGUGGUGUUCACGCGAAUGACGGAACUCUCACCGUCAACAAAACGGGGAACAGCUCACAGUUUGGUGAUAGUGAAAACAGUACUGUCUGUGUUGCUCCUGUCUACGCUUCUGUCGCAACAGCCUACUGCUGCAACAGGACUGCCUCUUUCCACGGAAUCGACGAGCUGGCUUGCAAGGAUCCGUAGGGACGAGAGCGAGGGGAUCGAGAACCGACAUCGCACCGCAAGUGUAGGCUUUUACAUCGGUGACCCUUGCAACCAGACAUGCAGCAGUGUACUGUACCACGUCUUCUGCAACCUCACCUCUCGACGCUGCGAGUGCAGGCCGGAGUAUCCAGUCAACGUCAACAACCGGCAGUGCGUGAAAGCCUCCUCUCUUGGUGGGCACUGUGAUCAUAACGAGGCCUGCGCCUACUGGGUGGUGCACUCAUCAUGCCAGGAGAACGAGUGCCGUUGCACCGAUGGACACGAGCCGGAUUCUCGAGCCACUAAGUGUACACCGUCCCGUGGUGUGGCCAUCUUGGAGAGCACCGAACUGACAACAAUCGUGAGCAUUGUGGUGUCACUGAUGCUCUUCACUGCCCUGUUCUGCCUCGUGCUUAGGAUCUGUCGCAAGGCUCGCUCCCGUGCGUCCGACCGCAACAGGACGGCCGAGAGAACGGCGCAACGCGACGCCGAGAUGCGCGUCUCGGAGGAAGGAUCGCAGGGGAAAACCGGCGAGCCUUCGGCUGCCAAAGAAUGUCCCGGUUCCGGCGGAUCGUCUGGCAGCUCUGUGGAAUAUACGGCUUCACGUGUUGCCAGCUAACCCAGGCUGGAAAAGCAUUGAGACACACCUGGGGGAUCGUCGGCUAAAGUGACCACAAGUCCAGCUGACCCGGAUAGUUGGCCAGCCUCCACAUUCGGAUGAAGCCCAGUGCCGCAAGACAACAUUGGGAGCAGUAUCUGCGGAACCUGCUGAAAUGUCCGCAUAUCAGAGAUGAUGUGAUUUGAAAUAACACCGUGUUUGAGAAUACUGCUUCCAUUUCCUGCGCCAGAGCAGCUACUUGUGAACCUUACACGUGAAACAGAGCUGUUUUCCUAAUCGCCACUGUAAAACUUCAUAUGGCUUGGUGAAAAGUGCCAUUAGCCUCCUGAAUGACUAUCUCUUCACUUAUUAUUUCACAAAAUAGGGAACAUCCACUUCUUUUCUCCUUGCUUACCAA
Rhipicephalus sanguineus (brown dog tick) is the source of this 2537-nucleotide messenger RNA. RefSeq lists its product as uncharacterized. Bases 1241 to 2140 code for a protein of 299 amino acids. NCBI's taxonomy places the organism in Eukaryota, Metazoa, Arthropoda, Arachnida, Ixodida, Ixodidae. The record is from RefSeq and is a predicted model, not a curated record. The transcript is spliced from 7 exons.